CAUCGGUCUUUCUCUCAACACAUCUGCAUAAAGCAAAGUAAUCUACAAGACCUACAACAUGCUCUUCGCAAACACACUCAUUGUACUCGGUGCUGGUGCCGCUUCUCUGGCCAACGCAGCCACCACACCCCAAUACCUCACCAUUGGCAGCCUCAACUCCAACACCCCCAGCGGCAUCAAUGUCCCCGCCUACGACGUAAUCUCCUUCCCCAUCACCGACUCCAAGACCAAAGCCACCACUACCUGCACCGUAAACUGGGACUGGACCAAGAAGCCCUCAACUGCAUGGACAGCCUGCAAAGACAACUCCUUCUCCAUCAAGGUGUCAAACUACAAGAGCAUCACCGACUUUACUCUUAAUAUGCAACAUCAGUACAACACACAGACUGGAAAGAAGUGUGUCAACCCCAACGGCACUGGAUGUACUACUACUCUGGCUUCUACCACAUUGACCAAGGCCAAUGGUGGAUUCAGCAACUACUGUGGUGCUUCGGGAGCUUGUGGUGCUGUCAGCAAGAAGGGUGUCAAGGUUGCCGUUUCGUCUUCCAAGACCGGUACUCAGAAAUAGAGUGAGGAUCUCCCAAUCAGAGGAGGGCGUCUAGCUCG
Aureobasidium pullulans EXF-150 is the source of this 606-nucleotide messenger RNA. RefSeq lists its product as uncharacterized. Bases 59 to 568 code for a protein of 169 amino acids. The record is from RefSeq and is a predicted model, not a curated record. NCBI's taxonomy places the organism in Eukaryota, Fungi, Ascomycota, Dothideomycetes, Dothideales, Saccotheciaceae. The transcript has a single exon.